GCUUCAAUUUCAGACCAAAGCCCCAUAUCCUUUUGUUACAUAUAUUUCAUCUUUCUCUCUCGUCUCCCUCUCUAGUCUCUUCUCUCAUCGGAAGUGAAGAAGAUGGAUAUGUACAAAGAUGAUAGCUCACCAUACUGUUAUUUCCAUCCAAAAGAAGAAUAUGUUGGAGUUUGUCCACUCUGUUUGAAUGAGAGGCUUCUUGUUUUAGCUUCAAAACAGAGAUCAUCAAGAACUAAACACUCUUCCUCUUCACCAAUCAUCAGCCUCCCCAAGAUCUUCGCCUUGAGCUCCCUCCUCAGUCGCCUCGAUCUCCGUCACCGUAAAUUCCAUCCCUCCUCCGAUCUUGACGUCUCCACAAGCCAAGAAGAUUCUUUCAUAUCAAUAAAAUUCGAAAACAAUGGAAACGCGUCGUGGGAGAAGAAAGCAGUAGUGACAACAAAGGUUUGUGUAGACAACACAACAAACCCAACAUGCAAGAAGCAGCAAUCCCCUAUAACGAGCAGCACCAGUAUCGUAGAGCACACCACUGCCAAGUCAUCGCUUAGGUGGCGCAAGCGGAUUGGUCAUCUCUUCCACGUUAUCAAACUCAGGUCAGGAUCGUCCACCACUUCUUGUCACGUGGCAUCAUCCAAGGUCGAAGGAGCCAAAGUGAGGAAACAGGGUUGGAUGGUGAGGACCUUAACCAGAAGAAAAUCCAGGAAAAGUAAAAGUUGAUGAUUUUUUUAUGUCAUAUAUAACUAAUUAUUACAUUUAAAAAAAACAAAUACUUUUCUAUAUAUUUUUUGUAGUUUACUAUUUUGGUUUGGUCGUUUUUUCAAUGAUUGAUGCUUCUGUUCGAAGAAGAAUUAUGUGAAAGUAUUUUCUUUUGUAAAUAAUGACAAUACAUGGUUUGAAUCGAUUGCAUCCAUAACUAAA
Molecule: messenger RNA, 915 nt
Organism: Camelina sativa (false flax)
Lineage: Eukaryota; Viridiplantae; Streptophyta; Magnoliopsida; Brassicales; Brassicaceae
Source: RefSeq, a predicted model, not a curated record